Molecule: messenger RNA, 806 nt
Organism: Poecilia latipinna (sailfin molly)
Lineage: Eukaryota; Metazoa; Chordata; Actinopteri; Cyprinodontiformes; Poeciliidae
Product: C-type lectin mannose-binding isoform-like
Exons: 4
Coding region: 45-806 (253 amino acids)
Source: RefSeq, a predicted model, not a curated record
UAGCCAUUAUUUGUCUUGAACACUGGACUCAGAAAAAUUAAGCCAUGGGAAAUGUCGUAUGUCUUAUAAUACUUGCAGGACUGAGUUCUUUCUGUCUCUGUGUGCAUCAGCAUCAAUAUGUCUUAUUUCAAACUCCAAAAACCUGGACUGAUGCACAGAGUUACUGCAGGGAAACAUGCAUUGACCUGGCCACAAUCGAAGACAUGAAUGAGAUGGAAAUGGCUCUUCAAAGUGUUGGAAGCGACUACAGUGAUGCCGUAUGGAUUGGGUUGCACAGAGGAAAGGAGCUAAAGUGGCAUUGGUCUCUGGCAGACAAAUACUUCUACGAGGAUGGAGAAAGAAAUUAUAUAAAAUGGAGAAUGCCUUUAAGUGGUGAUAACUGUGCUACUUUCAGUAAUGGAAAACUUUCUACACUCUCCUGUCUUGAAGAUAGACAUUCAGUCUGCUUUGAUAGAACAAAACAAGGAGCAGCUCAGUACAUCUUUAAUCCAAAUUUAAUGAAAUGGACCGCCGCUCGAGAUUUCUGCAGAAAAAAAUUCACAGACCUGGUCAGCCUGAGGAAUGACGCAGAAUACAUGGCAGUCCAGGAAGUAGCCAAUGGGACAGCAGUAUUUGUUGGUCUCUUCAGAGACCCGUACGACUGGUCAGACCUGACUGACUCCUCACUAAGGUACUGGAGGGAAUCCCAACUGGUAAAUACAGAAUAUCAUCAAAAUUGUGUUGCAAUGCUGAAGACUGAAUCUGGAAAAUGGGGAGACGGGAACUGUACAGAAGUUCAUCCUUUCCUCUGCAAAUGCAGUAAGUAA